AUGGAAUCUAUAUAUAUAUGGGAAUCAGAAGAAAUUCCAGAUUCAACUUCGGAACUCACAGAAGACGAAUUGCGUUGUGAGCCACAUUUUUUGCAACACACUUUUCGAGGAAGUGAUGGCAGAUUUGUUGUGAAACUCCCACUAAAGAAUCAUCCAUCAGUGUUACCAGAUACAAAAGGAAUCGCUUACGAGAGGUUCAAGACAAUCGAGCGCCGUUUCAUUCAAAAUCCUGAUCUAAGGAAUCAAUGUGUUUCAUUUAUGAGGGAAUAUAAAGCAUUGGGACACAUGACAAAAUUCAGCGGUAGCGAAAUAAUAUCUCCCCAAUAUUUCAUCCCUCACCACUGUGUGCUACGUCCAGACAGCUCAACAUCAAAACUGCGAGUUGUAUUUGACGCAUCAGUACACAAAUUAUCAGGGCCAUCACUAAAUGACAUAAUGUUUAAUGGUCCAAAAGUUCAAGACGAACUGUUUUCGAUUUUGCUCAGAUUUAGAAUGCACAAAUAUGUUUUAAAAACUGAUGUGGAAAAAAUGUACCGUCAAAUAUGGGUUAACAUAGAUGAUCGAAAUCUGCAACUGAUAAUGUGGCGAGAAAAUCCCACAGAACCACUUAAUUAUUAUCAGUUGAACACAGUUACUUAUGGCACAAGAGCAGCGCCAUAUUUAGCAACACGCUGUCUAACAAAAUUGGCGGAUGAAUAUCAAGGAAAUUAUUUAUAUGGCGCCACAUCUUUAAACAGGGAUUUUUAUGUUGACGACGGUCUCAUAGGAGCUGAUACCAUCAACGAAGCGUUACUAAUUCAACAACAAUUAAUAACAAUUCUAGACAAGGCUGGAAUGAAACUAAAAAAAUGGUGUGCAAACAACCCAAAACUUUUACAUGGAAUCGCUCCAGAAGAUCAAGAAGUAAAUCUCAAUUUUGAUUCCAAGGAAACCCAAUUCACAAACACGCUGGGUCUUUUAUGGUUACCAAAGUCAGAUUCAUUUCGUAUCAAGGUUAACAUUCGAGACCAUAGUCACACAACAAAACGAUCUAUGAGCUCCGAUUUGGCACACAUAUAUGACCCCUUGGGUCUUAUUGGUCCAAUCUUGGCAAGAGUUAAACUUGAUCAAGGCUAUCAAGACAAAGCAACUUACUUAUGGACACAUUCACAAAUUGUGCUUUCCUGGAUAAACAAUCAUCCAGGCAAAUUACCCGUUUACGUCGCCCACCGAAUUGUAAAAAUCCUUCGGUUAACAAUUCCAGAACAAUGGAGUCACGUCCUGUCAAAACAAAAUCCGGCAGAUAUCCUGUCAAGAGGGCUUAAACCGCGGGAAUUUUCAUCUUGCUACAUGUGGUUAUAUGGUCCACUAUUUUUAUAUCAGCCAAAGCCGCUGUGGCCAGCUCCCUUCAAAAGGGAAUUAAUUGUUGAAGAUAACACGGUGGUGCUUGCUUUAUCAACACAACAACCUACUAAUGAGCAUCCAUGGGUCUACUCGAUUCAUUCAAGAAAUUUAUUUACACAUGUCCAAAAAGUUGUUGGAUAUGUACUUCGUUUCACAAAAAACGCACGGAAACCAAAAGAAUCAAGACCAGAGACCAUGCAGCUUUCACCGAUGUAG
Teleopsis dalmanni is the source of this 1599-nucleotide messenger RNA. RefSeq lists its product as uncharacterized. NCBI's taxonomy places the organism in Eukaryota, Metazoa, Arthropoda, Insecta, Diptera, Diopsidae. The record is from RefSeq and is a predicted model, not a curated record. The transcript has a single exon. Bases 1 to 1599 code for a protein of 532 amino acids.